CUCAGUUCGAUCCAGAUCAAUCCUCAUUGUCAACGUAGUUACCAUGAUCGCAAUCCUAGCGUCGCUCGCCUUGUACAUCGUUGUUUGCGGCACAAACUCAGUCCAAACCCUCGAAGACUCCGCUGCAUGUCGCUGUUUCCCUGGAGAUGUGUGUUGGCCUUCGACCGUAGAAUGGAACAUCUUCAACCACACGAUUGGUGGUAAGCUCCUGACUACCAAGCCAUUGGCCAGUGUUUGCCACGAUUCUGAGUACGGGCCCUUCAAUCUCGCCGCAUGUGAUCAUUUGCGAUCAAAUUGGUUCGCUGCCGAGACCCACUUGGGCUCCGUAUCUUCCAUUAUGGCUGCUUUCUUCACAAAUAACAGCUGCAACCUAUUUUCACCUCAGGACGCACCCUGCACACUUGGUGGUCUGGUGUCAUUCUCCGUGAACGCCUCUGGAGUUGAAGACUUUCGACGGACAAUCGCUUUCGUGCGCAGACACAACAUCCGCCUGGUAAUUCGAAACACCGGCCAUGACUACAAUGGAAAGUCAACAGGAGCGGGAGCUUUGGCAAUCUGGACGCACCAUAUGAAACACAAAGAAAUUCUUGAUUAUAAGUCUCCUUCGUAUACAGGCAAAGCAAUGAAGAUGGGUGCAGGGAUCGAAGUGUAUGAGUCUUACGAGUUUGCGCAGAAACAUGGCCUUGUAAGUGUUGGUGGAGAUUGCCCGACAGUUGGUGUCACUGGCGGCUGGACCCAAGGAGGAGGUGGCCAUGGACCUGGAGUGAGCAAAUUUGGUCUAGGCGCGGAUCAAGCGUUGGAAUGGGAGGUCGUGACUGGUACUGGUGAGGUACUUGUGGCCAGUCGGCAUCAGAACCAAGACAUGUACUGGGCUCUUUCUGGCGGAGGUGGUGGCACAUAUGGUGUGGUUAGCUCCCUCACCGCCAAGGUGUAUCCCGAUCUGUCAUCUUCAGCGGCCUCUUUAUCAUUCUCGUCCACAGGCAUUAGCAAGGAUCUGUUCUGGAACGCCAUCCAUACAUGGCAGGCGACCUUGAUCUCAAUCAUCCAAAGUGGUUGUUUUGCGAUUUGGGAGAUCUCCCAAGAUGGCUUCUCUCUUGUCCCGAUGAACUGUCCGGGUCUUAAUAGGAACGACACUAUGAAAUUGUUGCACCCGAUACGGACGAUGUUAGACAAGAACAUGAUAGAAUACGAUUACUCGGUCAGUGAGUUUUCGAACUUCUACGACAGCUACAAAGCCUACAACAUGAGAUUUCCGAAGAAUGUGUCCACGACCCAGCUGGGAAGUCGCUUGAUCCCACGUGAUGUUCUUAUCCACAACAAUACCGAAUUGACGGAUGCUCUUCGCAAAGGCGUCGACCGAGGCGCUUACGUGGUGGCGACUGCGGUGGACGCAUCAUUGGGUAACAACACAGAUUAUGGUUCUGUCAAUCCCAAUCGGCGUCAGGCAGCCUUCAGUGCAAUUUUUGCGACAGUGUACAACCAGACGGAUUACGAUGUCAACAUUGCUCUUGCCAAUGAAAUGACCCGAGAACUCCUUCCAAUGCUAGAGGCCCUUACACCAGGAGGCUCAGCAUAUAUGAAUGAGUGCGACUUCCAGCAACCAGACUUUCAAGAUACGCUAUAUGGCAUAAACUAUGAACGGCUGCUCUCCAUCAAAGACAAGUACGAUCCUGACCAGAUAUUCUACGCCAUCACAGCUGUCGGGAGUGAAAGGUGGUACCAAGACCAGAGACGAGGCGGGCGACUAUGUCGAGCUUAAACAUGGCCAUGAUUCCAUGACUAGGCUCCUCCGGGAACGAAAGUAUUCAUAGUGUUCCGGAGACCUUGAACUUGUGUCGCUCCAGGGAGACCUCUAUGUUAUUUGAAUUCUUGUCUCCGUCUCAGCCUCGAAUGGUCCUUAUAGCAAUCCGGAAGCUGGAAUGCGUGUAGGCUUUGACGGUGGUGACUUCCAAAUUUGUUCGACUGAGAGGUCGAAUUUGCCAAGAUAGCUGCGCUGCGAAAUUUAUGAUGCGUAGGAAGGAGCAGAGAUGUGCGCACAUGAGUUGCCAGAAGCCGUCAACCAGAUGAACAAUAUCUCGAAACCUGCUUAUAAACUACAGCUCUAUAGCAGUAUCGUUCACCUAAUUACUUCG
Molecule: messenger RNA, 2132 nt
Organism: Aureobasidium subglaciale EXF-2481
Lineage: Eukaryota; Fungi; Ascomycota; Dothideomycetes; Dothideales; Saccotheciaceae
Exons: 3
Coding region: 44-1759 (571 amino acids)
Molecular function (GO): oxidoreductase activity; FAD binding
Source: RefSeq, a predicted model, not a curated record